Xenia sp. Carnegie-2017 is the source of this 2663-nucleotide messenger RNA. RefSeq lists its product as uncharacterized. Bases 241 to 1857 code for a protein of 538 amino acids. The transcript has 2 exons. The record is from RefSeq and is a predicted model, not a curated record. Lineage: Eukaryota; Metazoa; Cnidaria; Anthozoa; Malacalcyonacea; Xeniidae.
UUUGAUUGUAAAGCUGGAUUUGAUUAUAAAGAUUUGAUUCAAUGUUGCGUGAAUCCAAUAAUCAAUCUUUUACCACCCAUCGAUUAGUAAGAAAUAUUUUCAAGCCAAUGUAAUUGUCGUGAAAGGUGAUAUGAAAUUUAAAUUGGAAGCUAUGGUUCAUUUUGCCUAACCUUGGAUCACAGAAUUACUGCUUCAAGGGCUCAUGUCAUACAACAUAACUUCAAUAACCUCACAAGCAAAAUGUUAUUGGAGCAGUUAAUACACUCUUGGGUUCUGCCUUUAUGUUCUUGGAUAGCUGAAUGUUGUGUUUAUUGUAAAUGUGAUAAGCAGAGUUCCUCGCAAGAUAAUGAAAAUAUGAACAUCACAUCAUACUCCAAUAUAGGGAAUGCUACAUCGGAUUCUAACGACGAUAACACCACGUCAAACUCCAAUAUAAGGAAUGCUACAUCUGAUUCUAAUGACGAUAACACCACGUCAAACUCUAAUAUAAGGAAUGCUACAUCUGAUUCUAAUGACGAUAACACCACAUCAAAUUCCAAUGAUGAAAACGAAUCAUUGAAAUUUAAAAUAUGUUCAAUCUUAUGCUCAUCUGUUGAAACAACUAGUUGUUUACUCUCCUUUGCCGUCUUAAUCACUGUGAUUUGUGGACAAAUUGUUUAUUUGAACCAGCUUACAACCGAGCGAUGUGUGGGUACUGAACACCUUUUAACCAAUUAUUCAACAACAACUUCUGUUCUUCUAUCACGAUUAACAGGAGAAGUAUUCAUAGUCUUCUUCCUUAAUUUAUGGUACCCUUUCACUAUGGUGUUGCUGUUGGGAUGGGAAAAAGCUCACAUAAACAAUCUUAUUAUUUGUGUUAUCACGAGUAUUAUUGCUGUGCUUUACAAGGUAUGCUUGUACAUAAUCGUUGAUGGUUAUAUUACUGGAUGGUGGAAAAGAUUAAUUUCAACUGGUGUAAUGUUAAUUGGCAUCAUCAUUACUUGUCUUUGUAAUACAUCAUAUCAGGCAUCGUCAAAAGUUAAUAAAAUUCGGAAUCUUCGGAAAAAUAUGUUGUUAACAAUUGGACUGAUUUUUUGUUCUGCUACACUGUUCACUUUUGUUUAUGGAGAACUUUUUGUCCCCUGGUUUAAUAAUCAGUCAAGUGACGUUUCAAAGAUCUUGGUUGCCGCCAUGGUUCCUUUAACAGGAAAUAUUCCAGUGGCCAUAAGUAAAUACAUAGUGCUUGUUCCUCUUAAAAAUAUCAUCGAGGUUAAUCCUUCACGAUCAUAUAUUUUGGUGUAUUUUAAUCACGUGGUACCCAUUGCUCUUUAUCGUGUCAUGCAAUCUGAUGUAAAACAUUUCGAGUACUUUAUACUGUUUUCUUUUUUACAAGGACUUAUCGAUAAUGUUACCAAGCUGACACGCAAAUAUCGCAGCUAUUUGUUCGAAAGGUUUUUAAAAUGUUGGAAGAUAACACCCGUACCAUAUUGUGAAAAACAUAACAGACGAUUAGAAGCUGACAUCUACAUUCAAGAAAUACUAUUUCAAUUUGAAAUGCUGAUCCUUGCUCAGUUAUAUACGAUCUUUUAUCGCAUGGACACGUUCCAGUCAUAUUCUUUUGAUGGAUCAAGUUUGCUUCGAUUAUUUGUUGGUCUUUUAAUGGAGUUUAUAUUUGCUUGUCUUUCAAUAAGAAUUCUGAUUUGGCAAGAAGGCAUCAAGAUCAAGAACAUUUUGAAAAGACACUGGACUCGCCAUGUGCUUGCAAAUGGUCUGAUAACGAUGACAACAGUUUUGUACUUCUCUCCCAUCAUCAUUAACAUAUAUAAAUUUCGUUUUGCAACAGCCGAUGACGUGAAAGAUUUGCGACAUUGCACUUAACAGUUCAUAUAAAACGAUAUUCUAAACACGUCAACAUUUUUACAAAAUAAAUUUCACUAAAAUUUCACUAAUUGAUUUAUUUGAACUGCACAAACAAUAAUUAUCAUUCAUAAAACUUUCGAUCACUGGAAAGCACUAAUGGACAUUUUUAUCCGUUUGAAGAUAUGUAUUAUUUAAAUUUGUGGAAAAACAUUUUUGAAGAAAAACCACAUGAAAUCAGUAGUACCACAUAACAAUAAUUUAAAGCUGAUAUUCACAUGCACGAAGUCCUUGUUUUUUUGAGGCAAAUAUAUUCUUUGUUAAAUGUAUUUCAUCCUUUAUUGUGUAGACGCAAUUAACGGGGAUUUUGAAAAGAGUUUGAAUUCUUUACAAUAGAUGUACUCGAGCCACUUCUGGUCUUUGUUUUUCUUUGUCUCAUCAGAGCUUCAGAUUAAACAACGAAAAUUUAAGAAUAAUCCAGACAAACAUUGGGAAAGUCAUGUGUUAACAGAUUCCUUUGAUUUUGAUGACCCUAAUUAUAUUUCUCUCCUUUCAUUCUCACAAAAAUUGAAUCAUAUUUUUGUAAAUAAAUUGCACAUUUCACCUAGCUGAAUCAAUAUGUAUAGAAAUUGAUCUUUUAUGCUUUAACAUACCAGUGAUAUAUUCUUGCUUCAUUUUAAGCAUUUGUUCAUAUAAAUAUUUAGAUAUAGAUAAUACGAACGCAUCCAAUAGCAUAUUAGAAUUUCUCAUAAACUCUCUUGCACUGUAAAGUUUAAAUUCAAAAACAACAAAUGUGAUUUCAUGUCAAUAAAAAGUGAUGCAGCUGC